Messenger RNA from Eriocheir sinensis (Chinese mitten crab), 672 nucleotides. RefSeq names its product anti-lipopolysaccharide factor-like. Bases 58 to 420 code for a protein of 120 amino acids. The transcript is spliced from 3 exons. NCBI's taxonomy places the organism in Eukaryota, Metazoa, Arthropoda, Malacostraca, Decapoda, Varunidae. The record is from RefSeq and is a predicted model, not a curated record.
ACUUAAGCAGUGCAGCGUCAAGCUCCUCACACAGACAGACCGCGUCAAACCACCAGCAUGGCACGCCUGUCGCUCCUCCUCCUCGUGGUGGCUGUUGCCGUGUUUACUCCAAACAUUCGACAGUGUGAAGCCGGCUGGCUUGACCGUAUUAUUGGUGUAGCCGUGGAAACUACGGUUGACUUCGGAACUUACAACAUACUUGACAAGCCCUGCAACUACCGCGUGACGCCCCGCAUAAUUAAGUUUGAAGCGUACUUCGUGGGGCGUGUGUGGUGCCCAGGCUGGACAUCAAUCCAAGGGGAGUCUCUGACUCGCAGCAGGAGCAGGGUGGUGAACAAAGCUGUGGAAGACUUUGCCAAGAAGGCUGUCGCUGCAGGCCUCAUGACACAAGAGGAAGCUAACCCUUUGCUGAAUGCUUGAUUAUGUAAUAGUAUGCCGAACCUCUGGGGCACAUGGCUAUACCGCCAUCACUCAACCUCUGUCUCAGAGGACAUUGUAGAGAAGGAUUUUUUUUAACCUUUUCUAGCAUGUGAACCCUUUUACUAUUGUUAGAUAUAGACAGCUUCCCUGCACCCCUUCAAGCAAGGUUUUGGUAGUUCAGCAAACCAGAUGAUUAAAAAAAAGGUAUUGAUGUUACUUCGUUUAUUUCAUAAUAAAAGAAAUAAAAAAUGA